GCAUGUAUCAAAUCGAAGGACUGAUGAUUAUCAACACUGACAUGUAGGACUUUGGUCAUUCAGAAGGGCUAUCAACAAGAAAGAAAGGGGAGGGAGGUGGGCAGUUAUGCACGUUGUCGUGAACCCCUUGGAUCCCAUUAAGCAAAACCCGAAGGUGUAUAUACUGUACAGGGGUGUACAUAAAUGAACAUUGUACACGUACAUCUACUAACAUGCACUAACGAAUGGAUGUCCUACAGUUACUUUCCAUCUUUGUCAGCAUCUGUAUUGUAAAAGGCAAAGAGAAACUACCAAACAUAGUGAUAUUUCUGGCUGAUGAUCUUGGAAUGGGAGAUGUUGGCUGCUUUGGUAACACCACCCUGAGCACUCCUCAUAUUGACAGUAUAGCUAGACAAGGGGUAAGGCUAACCCAGCACCUCACUGCGGCACCCACUUGUUCUCCCAGUAGAGCAGCUCUACUGACAGGAAGGCUGCCAAAAAGAUAUGGUUUUGAUUCUCCAUUGAGAAUGACUAUCAUUCCAUUUGUGGCCUGCACCUCUGGGUUGCCUAGUGAUGAAGUGACAUUUGCAGAAAUUGCCAAACAAGCAGGAUACAAGACUGCUUUUAUUGGCAAGUGGCAUGUUGGUACCUACUGUGACAAUACAGGGGAUCCUUGCCACCAUCCACUACGACAAGGAUUUGAUUACUUCUACGGACUACCACUCACCAACCUCAAGGAUUUUGGUGAUGAUGGAAACUCUGUCAUUACCACUUUUAGACCAACAGUCAAUUAUGAGAUUGCAUUUUAUUUCUUCAUCGCAGUUGCAACAAUUGUAAUCUUCAAAAGAAAAAAUCUGUUGGGUUUUUACACUAGCACAGUUUCAAUUAUAAUUUUAACUGUAUUUAUGCUGUAUGUUGUGUUUUUUGUAAACAAUAUCAAAAUGCUCAACAGCAUAUUGAUGAGAAAUUAUGAAGUCGUAGAACAACCUGUGCACCUGGAGACAAUCACCAAAAAAUUGGUUCAAGAUGGACGCCAGUUCCUCCAGGAACAAGCUAAAGGUGACCAGCCAUUCUUGCUCUUCAUGUCAUGGACUCAAGUCCACACUGCACUGCGUACAUCUGAGGAGUUCUAUGGUAGCAGUCAGCAUGGACUAUAUGGGGAUGCUGUACAGGAGUUAGACUGGGGAGUUGGGCAGGUGCUUGAGACAUUAAACACACUUGGGCUCCAGGAUAAUACUUUCAUUUAUUUCUCCUCUGACAAUGGGGGUCAUGUUGAGGAAAAAGGUCUUGAUGGGAGCAGGCAAGGAGGAUUUAAUGGAAUCUACAGAGGUGGCAAGCUUCAGGGCAGCAUGGAUGGUGGCAUUAGAGUACCCUCAGCUGUCAUGUGGCCUGGUCAGUUACCAGCAGGAGUGUCCAUAGAAGAAAUGACCAGUCAGAUGGACCUCCUCCCAACACUGGCUCACAUGAUGAGGCAGUCUCUUCCUGGAUCUACUGAGCUGGAUGGAAAGAACCUGUUGCCAUUGUUGAAGGGGGAGAAGAGAGUGAGUCCACACCAAUUUCUCUUCCAUUACUGUGCCCAGGACCUUCAUGCUGUCAGAUAUCAGCCAAGAGAUGGCUCUGCCACCUGGAAGUUGAUAUAUGCUAGUUACAACUGGUUACCAGGAACAGAAGGCUGUGGAUACACAUGUAGUUGUUAUGUUGAUGCAGUAUGGCACAGCCCACCAUUAUUAUAUGACGUCAAGAGUGAUCCAUCUGAGAAAACAGCUGUGUCGCCAUCUACAGCCCAAUACCAGAAUCUGUUGGCCAUUAUUACCAAGGCUGUUGCAGAGCAUUCAAAGACAUUUGCAUAUGUAGAGAGUCAGUUCAGUACACCAAAGCUUUUGUGGAGGCCUUGGCUACAGGAUUGUUGUAAUUUUCCUUAUUGCAACUGUGCUGAUAGUAUGCAUCAAAUUAAUUGAUAUGUUACAGUAAUGAGCAUACCAAGAUGUACUAGUCCUGUAACAUGCUCUGACCAGAGUGAUACAUUGUGCUUCCAUUCCAGUAAUCCUACAUGCAGACCAGUAUCAAUUUAAAACAAAGGUGUCUGGAAUGUAUGACCAUUCCUGUUUAAAGCUACACUACCUGAAAUUUAAGCUUUGCAAAGAUGGCUGGUAUUUUCUAUGUCUACGUAUCCAUAUCCUUCCAGUUAUAAAGGGAUGAAACUGCUCAAAUCAACUGAAAUGUACAGGAACACAUAGUGGUCUAAACAGGGGAAACAUUUCAUUGCUAGUUCAU
Lingula anatina is the source of this 2253-nucleotide messenger RNA. RefSeq names its product steryl-sulfatase. The record is from RefSeq and is a predicted model, not a curated record. Gene Ontology annotation, molecular function: arylsulfatase activity. NCBI's taxonomy places the organism in Eukaryota, Metazoa, Brachiopoda, Lingulata, Lingulida, Lingulidae.